Molecule: messenger RNA, 1275 nt
Organism: Manduca sexta (tobacco hornworm)
Lineage: Eukaryota; Metazoa; Arthropoda; Insecta; Lepidoptera; Sphingidae
Product: non-specific lipid-transfer protein-like
Exons: 1
Coding region: 448-1260 (270 amino acids)
Molecular function (GO): acyltransferase activity, transferring groups other than amino-acyl groups
Source: RefSeq, a predicted model, not a curated record
CGUGACCAGGGGUAAUUAAACGGAGUAAAGUUGGACUUUGUCAAUUUAUCAGCCGCUCACUUGGUGCAUCUUUGUUAUAAGAUUAGUCGCCUAUUUUAUCUGUAGAUAUAACAGUUAUCUUUUGUUCACAAUAAAACCGCGCGUACCUCCAGCGAAUUUCAAUUUCAUUGUGCCGCGAGAGUUCCGGAUCGCCAAGCGUCUUCUACUUGAGGUAUAGUAAUAAUUAUUUUACCAAAAUGCCUAGAAAAGUUUAUGUUGUUGGCGUCGGAAUGACGAACUUCAUCAAGCCGUCGACUGGAGGCGACUAUCCCGAUUUCGGCAAGGAGGCUGUGCUGGCCGCACUGGCCGACGCGCGGAUCAAAUACGCACGACGUACAAGCAAAGCCAUCUCGCGGCUAUGUGUUCGGGGACUCUACCUGCGGCCAGCGCGUGCUGUACCAGGUGGGCAUGACCGGCAUCCCCAUCUACAACGUGAACAACAACUGCUCCACCGGCUCCAACGCCCUGUUCCUCGGCAAACAACUUAUCGAGGGCGGCAUUUGUGACGUCGCGCUGGCUGUAGGUUUUGAGAAAAUGGCGCCCGGAGCGCUCAGCGCCGGACACUUCGACGAUAGAACUAACCCCCUAGACAGACACACUCUCAAAAUGGGAGACAUCACUGAAUUAACCGGAGCCCGAUCACUGCCCCCAAUCACUCUUGGUAACGCGGCUAUUGAACACAUGAAGAAAUACGGCACGACAGAGGUGCACCUUGCCAAGAUCGCUGCUAAAAAUCACCGUCACGGCUGCAAGAACCCUCGCGCUCAAAGCAAGAGGGAGUACACAGUUGAGGAGAUCUUAAACUCCAGAAAGAUUUACGGUCCUCUCACUAAGCUUGAGUGCUGCCCAACUAGUGACGGAGCUGGUGCCGCAGUACUCAUGUCAGAGGAGGCUGUCAAACGCUAUGGACUACAAGACAAAGCUGUAGAGAUCAUUGGUAUGGAGAUGGCGACAGACACACCAGCUGUUUUCCAAGAAAACAGUCUCAUGAAGGUUGCGGGUUAUGAUAUGACGGCUCUUGCUGCUAAACGGAUUUACCAAAAGACUGGUGUCAACCCUAUGCAAGUAGAUGUGGUAGAGCUCCAUGAUUGCUUUGCUGCGAAUGAGAUGAUUACUUAUGAAGGCCUCCAACUCUGUGGUGAGGGACAGGCCGGCAAGUUCAUUGAUGCAGGAGACAAUACGUACGGAGGCAGGGUUGUGGUUAAUCCAGUGGUGGUCUGAUUGCGAAGGGGCACC